UUAUAUUCAAUGGUCAUCAAUCAUAUCCCAACUUCUAUCUAUGUCCUGUUCCUAAUUCCAAAGAAGAGGUAGUAGUUGUUAACAAUUAUUUGAUACAUUACAUUACAAGGUUUUUGUUUUAGUAUGAGUAGUAGUGCUAAGAAGACAACAUGGAAAUCUAUGAUGUUGAUCCUAAGUUGUUGCAACUGCAAGAGUGAAUGCAAUUUGGAAAUGGAGGAAGAAGAAGAAUCAGAGAAGAAAAAAUUGAAACAAGGUUCAUUCCAGAGGCUAUGUUUAUCAGAUGUAAGCAAUUCAAGUUCAUCACAAGCAAUUGAAGAUCUUUCAGUGUCACUAGCAGGAUCAAAGCUUUAUGCAUUCACACUUGAGGAGUUAAGAGAAGCAACAAACAAUUUCUCAUGGAGUAACAUGCUUGGUGAAGGUGGUUUUGGUCCUGUUUACAAAGGCUUCUUUGAUGAUAAACUUAGGCAUGAUUUGAAGCCUCAAACUGUUGCUGUUAAAAGAUUGGACUUAGAAGGCUUGCAAGGUCAUAGGGAGUGGCUGGCAGAGAUUAUAUUUCUGGGGCAGUUAAGACAUCCACAUCUUGUUAAGUUAAUUGGUUAUUGUUAUGAGGAUGAAAACAGGCUUUUGGUGUAUGAAUACAUGCCAAGAGGAAGCUUGGAGAAUCAACUCUUCAGAAGGUACUCUGCUGCCAUGCCAUGGUCAACAAGGAUGAAAAUUGCAUUAGGAGCAGCAAAGGGAUUGGCCUUCCUUCAUGGAGCAGAUAAACCUGUAAUAUAUAGGGAUUUCAAAGCUUCAAAUAUCUUACUAGACUCAGAUUUUACGGCGAAACUGUCGGAUUUCGGUCUGGCUAAGGAUGGACCUGAAGGGGAAGAGACACAUGUAACAACAAGAAUCAUGGGAACACAUGGCUAUGCUGCUCCCGAAUACAUCAUGACAGGUCACCUUACAACCAAGAGUGAUGUGUAUAGCUAUGGAGUUGUUCUAUUGGAACUAAUAACAGGAAAAAGGGUGGUGGACAAGUCCCUCACAAACAGAGGAAAAAGCUUGGUGGGGUGGGCAAGGCCUAUGUUAAGAGACUCAAAGAAAUUGAAGCAAAUCAUAGAUAAAAAAUUGGAAGGUCAAUUCCCCAUGAAAGGUGCCAUGAAGGUUGCUUCUUUGGCUUAUAGAUGCCUAUGUCACCAUCCAAAUCCAAGGCCUACUAUGAGUGAUGUUGUCAAGACAUUGGAGCCACUCCAAGACUUUGAUGAUAUUUUCUUGCGGCCAUUUGUGUAUGUUGCCACUAAUCAAAAUGGUAACAUAGAUACAAGGUAG
Molecule: messenger RNA, 1311 nt
Organism: Arachis stenosperma
Lineage: Eukaryota; Viridiplantae; Streptophyta; Magnoliopsida; Fabales; Fabaceae
Product: serine/threonine-protein kinase RIPK-like
Exons: 5
Coding region: 124-1311 (395 amino acids)
Biological process (GO): protein phosphorylation
Molecular function (GO): protein kinase activity; ATP binding
Source: RefSeq, a predicted model, not a curated record